Messenger RNA from Pseudopodoces humilis (Tibetan ground-tit), 8084 nucleotides. The record is from RefSeq and is a predicted model, not a curated record. Lineage: Eukaryota; Metazoa; Chordata; Aves; Passeriformes; Paridae.
AUGGAGCUGGCCGUGAGGGAGCGGCUGCUCGCCGCAGAGAGCGCAGGAGAUGUUCAGGCUCUGAAGAAUGCUUAUGAGUUAAUCAAAUCAUCUAGUGAAGGACAAUCUGCACUUGAUUCAUCAGAUAACAUCAGCACCGACUUAUAUGUUGUAUGUGCUGAACAAGCGCUUCAGCUGGGAUAUCUGGAAAUUAGCAGUGACUGUCUAAAAAUGUAUUUUAAAGGAAGAUUUCCUGUGAACCAAUUUCUUGGCAGAGCAUAUUUGUGCCAAGGCCAGUUGCAUGCCCCACGCUCUACAGAUAAUUUGGAAGAGUUUGAAAAGUUUGUGCUGUUUUUUAUGAAGGCAAUAGAUUUUGCAACCCAUGACAGAAGGUAUUUUUUUUUGAUAUAUAAUGCCUCAGUUCUUUAUUGGCAACUUGUGAGGCCAUUUCUUAAGCCUGGAUACCGCUAUUGCCUUAUUCCCAGCCUUUCACAGAUUAUUACAGCAUUAAACCAAAUUGAAGAGCAAGACAGUGAAUGGCAAGCAGAACUCAUGAUAAAUUUACUUGAGUGCUUCCUUGAUGCUUCAAAACUGGAAGAAGCAAAAGAGUUUUCAUCUACUGCAGCAGUCUUUAUUAAGGAAAAUGUUCCAGAUAAAUAUUCUCAAAUAUUUUCUUUAAUGGUGUAUCACAAACUAAUGGAUAUUUCCCAGGUAGAGAAGGAAAUACAAAAUUCCAUCCAUCUUUCAGUUAUUUAUAAAAUGCAGGUGUUAAAGUUGCAAUGGGACACAAAUGAAUUUCCAAGUGAUGCCACAGCAAAUCUGAAUUCUCUGUAUGUGCUUUUGAAACAAUAUGAUGUACCUCCAGCAUUUGUUCUCAAUGUGAAGAUUCCUUUGAUUCUGGAAUUAGCUCAUUUUUCUCUGAAAGUAAACUGCACUGAGCUCACAGCUCAUUGUAUACUUGAUUUGAAGAGCGCUCCAAUUACUGAGCAAGGGAAACUUAUUGAGAUAGAAUGUCUGGAAUGUGAAUAUGAAAUGAAGAAAAAUGGUACUGAAAUUGUGACUUAUACAAAAGGAGUUGUUGAGGCUCAGCUGAAAUUGAUAAAAAAUCUUGAAUUAACGUUAAAACGGGCAGUUCAUUUGGGAGAUCCUGGUGCAAUUCAGGUUGUUUGUGCAACCCAGUGGAAUCUGUGCUUACCAUUACUACAACACAAUUUGCGUCAACAUGUGCGAAAGCCACUGAUCUCAGUUGCUGAUGUCCUUGAAAAGAUUGACAGCAUGUUGAUUUUGUUGCGUUGCCAAGUUCAUAUGGAAAUAGCUCGUAUUGAAGAAGAUGGGGAUAGACUAGAGGCUGCUCUGGAACAUGUGCAUAAAGCUAUGCACCUGAACAACAAUGGACAGUAUCAAGAACAUCUAAGGCUGUGUUUUAACCGCCUUCGUUUGAGUGUCGUGCUGUAUGAGCCACCUGAGCAUCUAGAGGAUCAGGCGUUAGUGCUGAUUGAACAGGCUAAAAGGGGAAACCAAAAGGAUAAUGCAAGGAAAAAGAGAUCCCUUCUGGUAAAUGCAGGUCUUGCAUUAGCUCCUGACACGUUUCAAAUAGUCCUUGACAGUGAAAAUGAAGCUAAAGUUUCCUCAGGUAAAAGUAAUAGUCAAAUAAGCUACCUCUGUGCAAAAGCCCAACAUCAUACUAAAAGUGUGGAGAAAGUUGAUGAACAUCUGAAACACUUAAGAAAUGAAAAUGGCAGAGAAAGAAUUAUACUUUGGGCAGAUUUGGCAAAAGUUGCAUGCAAACAGGAAGUGUGGGAUGUCUGUCGUGCAGCAUGUAGAUUUUGUCUCUUGUAUGAUGAUAUUUUGUUUAGGGAGGCAACAAAGCAUAAAAAAGCACAGAAGAACAACACUAAUCCAACUAUGAUGAUUGAUGGUCAAGGUGACAGCUCAUCAGGAGAAUCAUUGCUGCCUGCUAAAUCCUUCUCUUUUGAAGCAGAUUUGCUCAGAAUACUAGCAGAAAUAAGAUUUAUUAAUGCAGAGGCAACUGUUCAUUUAUUAAGAUUGCAGGGAAUCAAACUGAAUGAUCAUGCUGUUCCUCCAGAAGCUAUGUACCAAUGUCAUCCAGGAUAUGUUUCAUAUCUUCCUGAAAGUGAUCCAGAAUGGAAAACGUACAGUUUAUGGAUAGACAGCUUAUCUCAGUAUGCUAUGGAAAACUUCCAGCGUGCAGCUGAAAUAGGAGAAGAAUUGAAUGAUGCCUGGAUUGUUCACAAUGCUGUGGUGUAUGUCUUAAAUUAUAACAGACAUCUGAUUUCUUCAGGAAGACAGAGGGACAUUAUUGAGUAUCUGCAGACUCUUCUUGGAGCCAUCAAGACUGUUGGGCACAAUGGAAGUAUUGAAAUUUUACUGAUGUUAUGUAAUGCUUUGGCUCGAGGCCUAAUUAUUUCUUGGAUUCCAAAGCCAAAACCUGCUGAGAAGAAAGACGAUACGGCAAUAGAGAGUUGCAGAAAAGCUCCAGAAAAAAACCAGGAAAAAGCGAAUAUCAUCCAGACUCUUUCAGUAGAUCCUAAUGGACUUCCUGACAUCAAAGCUGCCUUAGAGAUUUGUGAAUUUGCCCUAAAUGCAAUGAGUGGAACCAUGUGUAAAGAAAAAGUCUCUGUUGCUGCACAACAACAGAUCAUUGCUACAUGGGUGAAAGCAAAGCAGUUAAAUCAGCAGCAGGUCAGACAUCAACUUGGGAUGCAGGAGGAGGAUAAUAAUGAAGCACAAAAUCCUCUGGCAAGAAUUCUUGUUGGUCUGGAAAUGUAUUCAUGCAAUGGCUUGGGUCUCAUGGAUUUCACUGUUCCUACCUUAGCUCAGUUGGUGAAUUUGGCUUUAGAAUGCAGUUGGUCAGAUUCCUUAGUGGAAUUGCAGACACUGACACGACUUACAUAUUUUGCAUAUGUAUCACAAGACUAUGAAACAGUGAUGACUUGUUCUAAAAGGAUCUUGGAAUCAGAUGAGGAUUCUGUCCACAGUAGAAAUAUUAAGAAAUAUUAUGGCAUGCUUGGUAACAGUGUGAGACAGGAAAUGUUAAGCACUACAGCCUGUAUACAAGGGAAGAGCAUAAUGGAAAAUUUGUCUGGAAGAAAACAUCUGCGUGUAGCAGCAUCAAAAACCUUUGUUCAGAGUGCCAGGUAUGCAGGUGAAGCUGGAAAUUAUUCCCUUGUAAUGUUUGCAGCUAGGCACUUUUGGAAUGCAUGCUUACCUUUGCUAGGCUCACCACAUGACAGAGAACAGUUUAAAGAACCUACUGAAAUAGUUCUUAAGAAUAUAGUUAAAGCAGAAUCUAAAAACAAACAGGAAAAGAAAGAUACAUGUCCUUUGCAUCAGUGGAUUACAAAGGAUUUUCAAAAUAUUGGGUUAUCAGUUGGAUGCUUUCUUCCAGGUGCUGAGGAAGAUCUGACAUUAAGAACCUCCUUAUAUGGUCUAUUAUUCCACAUCUAUGCUGGUAAAGCUGACUGGGAAACAGCACUAAAAAUCCUGGAUGAAGCUAUUCAAGUUUUGCCUCAGACAAGACACAAACUCCUGAUUUUCAAACUUAUGGCUACAGUGAGGGCAGGAUCAGGAUGCAAUUUCAUGAUGGCUAUUCAGAAACUCAGUCAUGAAAGUGAAGAUUAUUUGUCACAUAUGUGGCAACACUUGGUAACAGUCUCCAGAAGUAUUGUUGGACAGUUAAGCUGUUUUCAAAAUGCAAUCAUUGCUUUACAGAAACAAGAAGAUGAAUGGCAGAGAGUUGAUUACCUGAUGGAAUUUGCUGAAUGCUUAUAUUGUAAUCAGUUUCCCCUCAAUGAUGCUAUUAAACCUCUGGAAUGGGCAGUAGAUCUCCUACUUCGUAUGAAAUUCCCUAUGCAAUCCUCACAAGAGGAAGGAAACAAUGCUAUACCAAAAUUGUUGCCUACAGAAGAUGCAAAGAUGGACAAUGGAGCAAGUGGUGCCAUGGCUGAAAUUAAUUUGGAAGAUUUGAGUAAUAUUAAACAACUGGAAGCUUUGUUUAGAGCACAGACAUUAAUGGCUUUAUUUUCUGGUCACAGUUCUUCUUUUCAUCAGCAGCACUGUUUGAUGGCAUAUGCCUGUAUUGUCCGUAUCUGGCAGGUGUCGUUGUCAGCAUCAGGGAUUAUUACAAAAGCAUUCUCCCAGACUUCACAACCUACCAGUCCUCAGAAAGUGCUGUCAAAAACUGCUAAAAAAGACAAGGACAAAAAGAAAGAGAAACAAGUUGAAGUUUCUGUUGCAAAGGAGAAGCCUAAAGGGAAAGAAUCAAUUGAUACCUUACCAGCAAAUGUGGAAGAAUGGGCCCAGUAUGACUGUCCCAAUGAAAUCAGAGAUACUUUUAAACAGAAAACAAAUUGUUAUGGUAUUAACUGGGAUAAUUUCCCAAAACCUACUUGCACUUUGUAUUUUAUGGACCUUUUAUCUAAGGAACUACAGAAAAUUUUUUGCCCCCACUUGACUCUUCCAAUCUUUCAGCUAGCUGAAGUUAUUGCUAGUGAAGUUCUGGAAUGUAGAAGUCUGUCUGAUCUCUAUCACCUUCGAAUUGCCCUGAUAUGCUCAGAUUUAAAACUGAGUCAGGCAUCUCUGUAUCAUGAGAAAGCUGCUGGAGAAGUGUACAUCAGUGAAUUAGAGCAAGCAAUGUGUAGGCAAGAGAUUGCACUGAAAAAAGAAAAAACUGGUUUUGAAGUAAAUGCAGUAACAGGAAAAGGACUGAAUGCACUUUCUUUCCCCCACUUGUGGAUUGAAAAAGCUGAAGUAUUAAUUCAGCUAGGCUUGUAUCAACCAGCAAGGCUUCUGCUUUCAGAGGCCCAUGCUGCAACUCAGGAACUGAGGGCCCUAUCUGAUAUGUCGAGGUGCUUGUACUUACUUGCUGUGUUGGCUAACCUGGAAAAAAACCACGGACAAGCUAAAGCACUCCUUGAGAAAGCACAGCUUCUGGGAGGAAACGAACAAUUUUGGUAUAACAGUACUCUUAGUCUAACAGAAGCAAUUCUAGAGGAAGACGGGGAAGGAAAACAGAGCAUGGCUUGUGAGAUACUGGAACAUACUGUAAAUGUGCUUCGGUCUACUUUACUGAAGAGACCUGGCAGGCAAUCAGAAUUGGGUUUUAUCAUUGCAUCCCUUGAAGCCAGAAAAACACUUAUUCAGAUACAUUUUGCCCAGGAUCAUAUGACAGUUAAUGCUAAUUAUGCUCAGUUGCCACACAUUCUACAGGAAUCCUACAAUAAAUUAGUUAAAGUUCAGAAGGACUUUUUUCAUCAAGGGCAUAAAUACUACGGUGCUGAAAUACUGCUGGAAUGUGCAAAUAUUCACAGGAUGAUUGCCAAGAAGGAAAGGAACAAAAAAGACAAACACAGUCACUAUCUAGAUGCUUAUAACUUAGCUCAAAGAGCAGUAUCCAAAACAGAGGAAGUAUUUCAUAGCAUUUGUAGUUUAUUUGCAUUUAAUGAGAGCAAAAAUGUUAGUAUCCCAUUAAUGAGACAACUAGCUCUUAGAAAAAUAAAUCUUACAGAAAUUCUUUUGGAUAUUUUUCAUCUUGUCAUUAAUGAGAAAAAGCAUAAAAAUGUGGGAGAAACAUCAUUUCAUGAAUUUGUGGAGGAAUUAAUCAUUGAAGAUGAUGCAAUAGAACAGGAUUGGAAGUAUAUGGAACGCACCAUGGCUCAUAUUACACUGGCUCAGUUAGCAAACAUACAGAAUCUUUGUAAAGGCUGCCCCAACAUCAAAUCCAAAUGCCUGUAUCUAACAGGAAAAACCCUUCAUUUACUUGCCAUUAAUGUAGAUCCUGUAUAUUCAGAGAUUUACUGGAAGCCAAAUGUUAUGGAAGAUGUUAAAUCAGACAUCAGAAAAUCUUCACUUACUUCAGCUGAAUGCAGUGAACAGAGCAUGACAGAGAAUGGUUUAUCGACUAAAAAAAGUCAUAAUGAUAAGUAUAGGAGGAAAAUACAGGAAUUAAAGACACAACAAAGGAUGGCUCAAAAGUAUCUUUCUCAAUCCAGUGAGGCUUUGUUACAGUCCAUGGCUGUUGCAUUCAGUCAUAAUGUUACCGAUGUACUGGCUCAUGCUAGUUUGGAAAUGGCUGAAUGCUUUCAACAGUUUGAUCCAAUUUCAACCAGCCAGUUUUUGUCACUUCAUCAGACUUGUUCAGUGUCUAUGAUGAUGAAGAGUAUCCUUCUAACUGCAACAUCCAACACCAGCAGCUCUCAGCUGGCAGCAUUGCUGCAUCUUCAGAAUCAGUUAAAACAACACAGAAACACAAGUGAUCUUCUAAAACGUGUGGAACAGCAACUGACUGCUAAUUCGAUGGCAUGGAGAAACCUCUGCAUUCCUGUUGAACAUUUUAAUAUAGUGGACGAAUUGCCGGCCAGUUUCUGCAUAGUUAUUCUCCAGCAUUCAGAAGACAGAUCACAGUUGUACAGUUCAUUGAUUAGGAUGGCUGAAGUAAGUACUGCACAGCAGAAAGGAAAACUCACUAAGCGAAGGGUGCAAGCAAAAGUCUCUCGAUUUCCUGUGAACCCUGAUAUGUUUCAUAUUUUGUUGGAAAAAAUGCGACUUUACAAGCAGCAAAAGAUGAAGAAUCAUCCUAAAAAACCUGUUAUUCAGAACUCUCAAGAGUGUGUCUCCAAAACAGAUGUGACUCCAACAGAGAAAAUAGAUGAUACUGAGCUUGAUUUGACAUCAGAUUUCUCUGAAAUAAUAGAAAUUAUGGAAGACUAUCUGAAACCAACACUGUCACAGUUUGAUUUUUCUGCUAUCAGAGCAUCCCAGUGUAUAUCAGUUUCCACAGCUGAAACAGGAAAAAAGAAAAUGAAAGAAAAGGACACCAAACAAGCUGGAGUGCAGGAUACACCUGUGGAUUCAGGAUUGUGUGUGGUAUUACUAUGGGAUGCGUUAUUUAUGGAAUUGCCUUUGGAAGCUCUGAGUAUAUUUAAAGAGGAAGGAGUAAGUUCUGUUUCCAGAGAUUUUUCUCUCCAGCUUCUCUACAAUCGACUACAUUGGACUGAGUCAGAAAAAUACACAAAAGCUCAUCAGAAAAAGAAUGCCCAAAUGGCACCAAUGAAUCAUGAUCUACCUUCUGAUUGCUUGCCUGUUGAUACACGUAAUUUUAAAUAUAUUGUUGACCCCUAUAAUGAAGGAAGAGAAGCAGAAGGUUCAAGUCCUUCCCACAAAAUAAAGGAAAUCCUAGAAAAAUACCAUGACCUAUUUACACUGCAGUGGGAAGGUGUCAUUGGCAAUAUGUGUGCUCCAAGCCAAGCUAAAUGGGAGCAGCUGCUCACAAACUGUAGUGCAUUUCUGUUCUAUGGGAUGGAGAGAUUCAUGUCUCAUGUGUUGCUUAAUUGGUUGGCUGCUAUGAACAUCCCAAAAUGCCGUUUGGUGAUUCUUCUCGAUCUGGUACGAUCACAGCAAAGUUACCAAAGAAUUACAAACUCUGAUACCCACAAAAGCUGUCUGCGUAUUGCUCUAGAGAGACCAACAGAGACAGCAAUGCUUCUGAGCCUUACAGGUGUUGGUUCUGUCAUAGCCCCCCAGUGGUACACAAGCUUGGAGGAGAAUGCAGAAAGGCUGGAGACCUUGUUUGAGAAUUUGCUGAGCUUUGGUAAAAUGACUGGGCAGACAGUUCGUGUUCUUCAGAAUAGCAGAAAUCACAGGAGAAGGGAUUCCAUUGAAAUGGAUGCAGAUUCUCACAGCUCUCCUGGAGACAAAAUAGAAGAGCAGACUGUUUGCACUUCCUUGGAUCUUCCUGCAACUCAUCCAUCAUUUUUUAAUUGUGUGCUCUAUGGUUUACCCCACAUGAUUCUGAUGUAAUUUGUGUCAAUCUUUUCAUGCUGGGAAUACCUACACUGAUCUAAGGAGAGGUGAGAUUAAGAAGAUAUUCACAUUGUUGGUUUCUGUUUCAGAUGUUAACAGUUUGAUAUCAGAGUUAGUGUCAGGAAAAUAGAAUAUAUAGUUCAGAAAUUUCAGUUAGUACUCUAAGGGUUUUUUAACUUGGUGAAUCCUUUAAAAAUAUGGUAAGUACCAACAUAUGUUAAAGAAAAGUGGGCUAGUAUUUUUCAGCCUUGAUGCAUGAAUGAAAUUGGAAUGUAUCAAUGUCA